AUGGAACUCCUCAAGACCCUGUCGAGCUACUCGUGGGACACUAAGGCCGUAAUCGUAUCCGCGGCCUUCGCAAUCAAUUACGGCGAGUUCUGGCUCGUCGAGCAGCUCCAGACGACAAAUCCACUCGCAAAAAACAUCGCGGCCCUCAAGGACGUCCCUUCAAUUAUAGAACAUGCAGGGGACCUGAAAAAAAGGUUCGAGGUUGUUCUCAACUUUCUGAACCAGGUCCUCCAGGUCACGCAUUGCAUCAUCAUGCUCAAGGAGCUGCGUGUACAUCAGCCAUACAUGACCUCAACGGCCGAGUCGUGGGAGAUAAUGAACCUGGCGCACAAACUCUUGGUUAUAUUCGAGCACUUGCAGAAUCAGCUGAGGAAAUGUAUCGAGACAAUGAACAAAAAGAAGGUAGAAGAUGCAUCCUUUGCAUUCAGAAAACUUAUGGAGUCGGCUCAUAUCGACAACAUGAAACUCAUCGACAAGAACUUAGUCGAAAAACAGGAACAAAUAGAAGCCCUUCAUCUAAAAUACGUGCUCCUCUUAAUCUCGAAUCUCGAGCUCCCCCAAGAAGAGCUCCACAUAGUCCACUCGAUCUACAACCAGCACCCGAUGAGGCACGAGUACGAAGUCAUAUGGAUGCCCCUCGUGGACCCCACGGCCCCGCUAACCCCUCAAGAAACUGUAUUCUACGACCUACGAAACAACAUGCCGUGGCACUCGGUCGACCACCCAUCGCUGGUCGAGCCAUUGGCCGCACGGUACUUUCGGGACGUGUGGGGUUUCAUGCACACGCCAAUGAUGGUUGUGCUCGACCCGCAGGGAAAGCCCGCCAACUAG
This is a messenger RNA of Striga hermonthica, 831 nucleotides long. The record is from the annotation of a GenBank genome assembly. Lineage: Eukaryota; Viridiplantae; Streptophyta; Magnoliopsida; Lamiales; Orobanchaceae.